Molecule: messenger RNA, 2959 nt
Organism: Drosophila navojoa
Lineage: Eukaryota; Metazoa; Arthropoda; Insecta; Diptera; Drosophilidae
Gene: 5-HT1B
Product: 5-hydroxytryptamine (serotonin) receptor 1B
Biological process (GO): positive regulation of MAPK cascade; adenylate cyclase-activating adrenergic receptor signaling pathway
Cellular component (GO): plasma membrane
Molecular function (GO): G protein-coupled receptor activity
Source: RefSeq, a predicted model, not a curated record
AGCAUGCACACGUCGGCACGCUUUGGCUCUUCGACCAAGCCGUGCAGCAUGUUUGGUGUUUGCCAUGCGAAUGGAUUCCACAGCACGUGCUCGCCGCUCUCUUAUGGCCGCUCUCUUGCUCUUUGGACCAUGCUCUCACGUGUAUGCUGGCUCUCCUGCCCUCUUGCUCUCUCUCUCUCUCUCUCUCUCUCGCACGGCUGACCAAACAAGACGUACGCCAGUCUACGCUGAACCCUCGUUCUGGGCGAGCGGUCUCGGGUUCGGAUUCGCGUUUGUUUAUGUCAUAAGAGCGAAAUAAUUCGCUCACACUUUAUACACACAUACACACACACCCAUACACACACACAGCCAUACACACCCAUACAUAUACAUAUACUUGUACACUGCCGGCAGUCAAGAUGAGCAAAUAUUUGGACUUGGGCCUUGGCAUUACAAUAAUCAAUGUCUACUAUUCGCUAUCAUAUUUUCUAAUGUGGUGCGUGGCACUGCAAAAAGCCAGCGAAAAUGACAAUGAGCCGAUUGUUUGGCAAGCCGUUUACAUGGGCAACGUGUUUCUCAAUGUAUUUCUCUUCUUGGGACUGCGCAAGAGAGAUCGCUGGUCGGUCAUCAUAUGGUACUCUCUGACGUUGGCGUGGUUUGUGCCCAAGCUAUAUGGACAUAAACGGGGUUGUCAUUUGGACGCGCGCGGUUCAACGUACCGUACUAUCAAUCUGAUAAUGGAAACCUAUGUGAUUCUAUCUUUUGCUGUUAUGGGUUUGGUUUAUGUGCAUUUGCCUAAAGAGUUGCCUUUAACAAAAACUAAACGUCGCCGAUAUAGAUCAAACGAAAAUGUUCAGGAUGUACAAAUGCUGGAAUUGAGCUCAAAUGGGGGUGCCAAAGAGCCCGCUUUGGCACCCUUAGCAACUGCCGAAGUGGAUGAGGACCUCGAUGAAUGCCUGCCAAGCAGUAGCAACAGCAACAGCAACAGCAACAGCAACAAGAACAACAUGCUGAGCACAAUGACAACGCCAGCCACAUUGCUUGAGUUUGGGGCAAUUGGUGAUGUCCCAAGCAUUUUGGAAAUAGAACUGCCAGCGAUAUUGUUCAACGAGAGCCUCUUCAUUGAACUGAAUGGCAGCCUAACCCAGCUGGAUGCUGGCAGCGGCGGCGGCAGUGGCGCCACCAACAACAUCAACAUCAACAUCAACGGCAACAACAGCAGCAGCAACAGCAGCAGCGCAGCCAGCAAUUACAACAGCGGCGGCAGCUACAAUGACAGCAUUCUGCUCAUCAACGGCAUCAGCAGCGGCUACAACAGCAGCAACGGCAGCACCACCACCAAUGCAGGCAGCAAUCUCACACAGCUGGAGGAGGAGCAACGUGUUGCCAAUGAGCGUGCCGCUGCCGAAUUUUGGCUAUUGGUCAAAAUGAUAGCCAUGACCGUUGUGCUUGGCCUAAUGAUACUCGUCACCAUUAUUGGCAACGUAUUUGUGAUUGCAGCCAUUAUACUCGAACGAAACUUGCAAAAUGUUGCUAAUUAUUUGGUCGCAUCUCUGGCAGUUGCUGAUUUAUUUGUUGCCUGUCUCGUCAUGCCGCUUGGCGCCGUCUACGAGAUAAGCAACGGCUGGAUCCUUGGACCGGAACUCUGCGACAUUUGGACAUCCUGCGAUGUGCUCUGCUGCACAGCAUCCAUAUUGCAUCUGGUCGCCAUCGCGGCAGACAGAUACUGGACCGUCACGAACAUUGAUUACAACAAUUUGCGUACUCCGCGACGCGUCUUCAUCAUGAUAUUCUGUGUGUGGUUCGCUGCGCUGAUUGUCUCGCUGGCACCGCAAUUUGGCUGGAAGGAUCCCGAGUACAUGAAGCGCAUAGAGGAGCAGAAUUGCAUGGUCUCGCAGGAUGUGGCCUAUCAGAUAUUUGCCACAUGUUGCACGUUCUAUGUGCCGCUAUUGGUGAUUUUAUUUCUGUAUUGGAAAAUCUAUUUAAUCGCAAGGAAACGCAUACAGCGUCGCACACAAAAAUCCUUCAAUGUGACAUUAACGGAGACCGAGUGCGAUUCUAUGGCACGUGACACGGCCAAGGAGCAGGCUGGCAAACGUCGUUGGCGUCGCGAACAACUGGAGGAUGCGGAAAAUGAAGCUGGCCAACUGCAGAGACGUUCACGUAAACGAAUUAAGAUAUGCUUUGGCCGUAACACAAACACGGCCAACAUCAAUGCGGGCACCGAGGGCGCCGUCGCACGUUCUGUGGCCGCCAUUGCCGUUGACUUUGCCAGCCUGGCCAUUACGCGGGAGGAGACUGAAUUCAGCACCAGUAACUAUGAUAACAAAAGCCACGCGGGCACCGAACUGACGACCAUCUCGAGCGAUGCCGAUGACCAGGUGGCCAGCGCCGCACAGCAGCAUCUAAUAGCAUCCCAUUUGAAUGCCAUUACGCCGCUAGCACAAUCCAUCGCCAUGGGCGGCCAGCCAACGGCAGCAGAGGGCUCUGGCACUGGUGCCGCAAGUCCCAUUGGCACAACUGUUGGCCGGGGUGUGCUGGCCAGCAUUGCCAAUCCACACCAGAAGCUGGCCAAACGGCGCCAGCUGCUGGAGGCGAAACGUGAACGUAAAGCAGCGCAAACAUUGGCCAUCAUCACCGGCGCCUUUGUCAUCUGUUGGCUGCCCUUCUUUGUGAUGGCCCUCACAAUGAGCCUGUGCAAGGAUUGUGAAAUUCAUCCAGCAGCUGCAUCGCUAUUCCUUUGGCUGGGCUACUUCAAUUCGACGCUCAAUCCGGUCAUCUAUACCAUUUUCAAUCCAGAGUUCCGGCGCGCCUUCAAGCGCAUUCUAUUUGGACGAAAGCAUGCGGCACGAGCGCGCAGUGCGAAAAUUUGAUUUCAACUGAAAACCAACGAGGACCAGUAUCUGUAAGCCACAACCUAAACCAAAGAGGUGAAAGCAAAAGUUACUAAGAAACUAACAAAAACAAAAAAAAAAAACAA